This is a messenger RNA of Lottia gigantea (owl limpet), 1515 nucleotides long. RefSeq lists its product as hypothetical. The transcript has a single exon. NCBI's taxonomy places the organism in Eukaryota, Metazoa, Mollusca, Gastropoda, Lottiidae. Bases 1 to 1515 code for a protein of 504 amino acids. Gene Ontology annotation, molecular function: UDP-glycosyltransferase activity. The record is from RefSeq and is a predicted model, not a curated record.
AUGAAAAUUGUCAUUUGGUGUACUGUGCUAUCUAUUUUGUGUAUUAACUAUGCAUGGUCUGCUAAAAUUCUAUUCAUUGGAAUACCUAUGUACAGUCAUUUUCGAAACUUUGCCUUCGUGAGCGAUGUGUUGGUCAAUAAAGGCCACGAUUUAUGGAUGGUGACCACUUCUAAGUUAGAUGACCAGUUGAAACUAAAGGACAGGGGAAUAAAAUCAAUACAUUUUACAAAUGAAAGUCAAAUCGAGGAACUUGUUGACCUGGUCGUUGCAGAGCGUGUUGAGAAAUACUUAAGGACAGGGAGGCAUCAACGGAAUUUUGAACCAAUUUUAAAGCUGGAGAAUCGCAUCCUUUCUGAUCAGCCAUUGCUUUCGAGGAUCAAAAGAAAAGACUUUGAUUUGGUUGUAUUGGAUAACUCCCCUAUAGCCUACAUGUUGGUUAUCAUCCCUUACAAAUUUGAUAUUCCCUUUAUUUUAUAUGGGCCUUUUUAUGAUGCUAUAUCACAUCGGAUUCCUUUCUCACCAGCUGUUAUAACCCCACCACUACUAGCAGCAACCGAACGGAUGAGUUUCAUAGAACGGCUUCAAAGCACACUGCUAUACCUCACAAUUCUUAUUUUUUAUCCAUUUUCUAUGGGAAAUGAGGCUGCUAUUUUCGCCCCGGAGAAACCUAAUAUCCAUCUCAUGGACAUUAUUAGUAAAAGUGAGCUCGUGAUCUUUGAAUUCAACAUAAUGUUACAUUUUCCCAUUCCGUUACUGCCAAAUAUCAUUUCAAUCGGAGACGUUACUCCAAAAAGCAGCCUGGAAAUUCCAAAUAAUUUCCAGAAAUUCUCGGACAGAUCUAAGAAUGGAGUUGUAUUAGUUUCCUUUGGAAGUUUAGCAAGUACUGGAGACAAACCAGUAUUUAAGAAACUUGUAUCCGCUUUCAAACGAACUAAAUACAACUACAUCAUAAAAGGAGAAUUCACUCAAAGUGAUAAUCAAAUUUUAGCUGAGAACUGGAUACCACAAUCAUCGUUAUUAAAACAUGCCAAUAUCAAACUAUUUAUAACUCAUUGUGGAGCCAAUGGAAUUAGAGAAGCUAUUAUCGGUGGAGUUCCUAUGUUAGGGUUUCCAUUAUUUGCAGAACAACCAGGAAAUGCGUUCAAAAUGCAAUCCCGUGGAUUUGGUAUUAAAAUGGAUUUAUAUUGGGAUAAUGAAGAUGAUAUUGUAAAAUCGAUCAAUGAAAUAAUAGAGAAUCCUCAAUAUAAAAACACGGUGAAACGAGCAUCAGAAUUUAUGAAUGCUCAGAAAGGUAAUGCUACACUAGAAGCAGUAUUUUGGAUAGAAACUAUUUUAAAAUUUGGUGGUGAAUAUUUACGGUCUGCUGGUGUAGAUAUACCACUGUAUCAAUAUUUGUUAUUAGAUGUUAUAUUUGUAUUAAUCUGUAUUAUCAUAGUUGUUAUUCUUAUUAUGUAUCUUAUUUGUAAAUGUAUUUGUAACAGAAUGUGUUCUAAAAGUAAGACUAAACGCGAAUGA